AUGGCUCUCUACUCAUCGGCACCUCCAGAACGGCCAUUUAGCGAUGCCAAACCUACCUUGCUUGUAGCUUGGUGGAUAACGCUCUUUUGUACAUGUUUGAUCUUGCUCCGCCUCUCAGGACGAUACAUUCGGGUGGAAAAGUUAUUCAUCGAGGACAAGAUCACAGCAUUGGCAUUACUGCCACUAUAUCUGAGGAUCGCAUGCACUCACAUCGUCCUCUUAUACGGCACAAAUAAUGUUGAUCUUACCGGCAUUGAGCUGUCUUCCACAGAAAUUGAACAGAGAAUUAUUGGAAGCAAAGUUGUCCUCGCUGGAAGGAUAUUUCAUGCUGCUACGCUAUGGACGCUUAAAUUCACCACGCUUGAGUUUCUCAACAGACUGGCUGGUGCCUCCCUGAAGAAGGUCUACAAACUUCUCAUUAAUAUUCUACGAUGCGUUCUUGCGGCUUCCUUUCUGGCGAUCAUAGUGAGCGACCUUGCGGAAUGUCAUCCAAUAUCUCACUACUGGCAAAUUAUUCCGGAUCCAGGAGCGCAGUGCCGUCAAGGCGUGGUGCAGCUUCUCACAAUGGGAGUUUGCAGUGCAGUCAUUGAUGUCAUACUUAUCAUAUUUCCCAUUCCAAUCAUCUUCUCGACUCGGAUCGCUACUAAACGAAAAAUCUUGCUCGCCAUGCUAUUUUGUUUUGGCUUUCUGACAGUUGGCAUUACCAUUUACAGAAUCCCCAAGACCAUCAAGCAGCACGGGGACCAGGUGGUUCGAUCUAUGUGGGCAUCCAUAGAGCUGCUUGCUGCAACUGCAGUGGCAAAUUUGGUAGCUUUGGGUUCAUUCCUGCGAGAUAGCGGAGUGAGGAAGAUCAAAUUUCGCCCAGGAUACCAUAGCAGUGGGACAGGCUCCCGGCCUCAUGCUAAGGGGGGCAGUGAUAGACGUCAGGCCGAGAGUGAACACCGGGCCAAAUCGGACAGCGAUGAAUGGGCGGACGAUAAGCAGGCCGAUACCGCAUUCCAACCCUCAUCCAACGAUGGAGCACGUCACUCGCAAUCAGCUAGUGGAAGUGGAAUCAGUCCUACGCAAAGCCAUGACUCGCUCAUUCAGCCAGACCGGGGAUCUUCACAGGCUGCCCCGGUGCUGGGUCUUGAGAACCCUCGAUCUCCAGAGCGAGUGGUUCCUGCCGGAAUCACUAGCUUCCGGCGUAGAUAG
Molecule: messenger RNA, 1194 nt
Organism: Trichoderma asperellum CBS 433.97
Lineage: Eukaryota; Fungi; Ascomycota; Sordariomycetes; Hypocreales; Hypocreaceae
Source: RefSeq, a predicted model, not a curated record